Messenger RNA from Chenopodium quinoa (quinoa), 1864 nucleotides. RefSeq names its product B3 domain-containing protein REM16-like. NCBI's taxonomy places the organism in Eukaryota, Viridiplantae, Streptophyta, Magnoliopsida, Caryophyllales, Amaranthaceae. The transcript is spliced from 8 exons. Gene Ontology annotation, molecular function: DNA binding. The record is from RefSeq and is a predicted model, not a curated record. Bases 1 to 1185 code for a protein of 394 amino acids.
AUGCUACCCAAGAAAUUUGCUGAUCACAUGAGGACACAUCUACCUGAGAAAGUAGCUCUCAAGAAGUCGGAUAUUCUGAUUUUCAAGUACAAUAGACAUGAAUGCUUUGAGGUCUUGAUCUUUGAUCAAGCAAAUCUAUGUGAGAAAGAAGCUUCCUAUUUUGUUAAAAAAGGUCUACAGCCGAACUCAGAUGGCAGUGAUGAUUCCGGUGGAGAGGCAAAAGAGACUUCGGCUGAGGAGGUACCUGAUAAAAAUCAAGGAGAUGAUGACUCUGUUGAUACUCUUGGAAGCAAGCGUAGAAAGAACCAUGAUGGUUAUGAUGAAGAUGACGGGGAUGAUACUUCUGAUGAAGAGAAUUCCGUCUCAUCAGAUGAUUUUAUUACUCCAAAGAAAACUGCUACUGAAAGAGUAAGAGAAGUGCCAUCCAAUUUUUCAAAGAAACGGACCUACAAAGUUUAUGAAAAGAGUGAAAAGCCUAUUCCUAAAAGACAAAAGUCUUAUGGUUUAACAUACAUUUCGAAUAGAAGACCAGUCACUGAUGCAGAGAAAGAAAAGGCUUUGGAGAAGGCGAGGGAUACAUCCAAACAAUACCUUAAUUCCUUCAUUGUAGUUAUGAGACCGUCUUGUGUCUAUAGGCGAUUUUUUUUUUCGAUUCCAAAAGAAUGGGAACCUACGUAUGUUUUCAAGAAAGGCGAAGAAGUAAUACUCCGUGUGAAAGAUAAAACAUGGGUGUGCACAUUUAAUUGCAGUAGAUAUACAGGAGGAUUUGAGGGUGGCUGGAAAAGAUUUGCUGUUGAGAAUUUCUUAGAAGAAUUUGUUGUGUGCUUGUUUUUUCCUGUUGUCGGCUCAAAUGUUGGGAAAUCUGUACUGGAUGUUAGCAUAUUCCGAGUGACUCCAGUAGUUGUUCAACCUACCCCAGUAACUACAUCCAAUGUAGAUGUACAAGAGAUUUCAAGUGAAGAUGGUAGCCUAGGAGAUGAUGAUUCUGAUUAUGCCUCAAGAAACAGGAAAAGGCGAAACAACUCUGGUGCAACUCCUAGGGGCCAUUACUCUGGCAGUAAUGCUCAUAAGAAAGGUCUUUGCGAAGAUGAAGGAGAUGAGAGUUCUGAUGAAGAAAUGACCAGUACAGACGAGGACAGUACGCCAAAGAAAGCUGCUGCAGGACUGCUAAAGGGAGAGAAGUAACAGCCAAUUCUAAUGGGAAAACUGGAAAAACUACCCCUGGCGAAAACAGGACAUUUUGUGAAUCAAGUGUAAGACAAGCAACUGAAGCAGAGAAAAAUCAGGCUCUUAAAAAGGCAAGGAUAGCAGCAGCUCAAUACAAAUACCAAUAUCCUUUGAUUGAAGUGAUGAGGCCAUCUAGUGUUCGUAGACGAUUUUUCCUGUCGUUUUCUAAGGACUGGAAAAUCAGGCGCAAAUUGAGGAACGAUCAAGAAGUGAUCCUUCGAGUUAAGGAAAAAACUUGGACGUGCACAUUUAGUUUAAGUUCUAACAAUGUUGGACUUUUAAGUGGCUGGAAAUACUUUGUUCCUGAUAAUAAAUUGGAAGAAGAUGAUGUCUGUGUGUUUGUGCCGGUUGGAGAACAGAACAAGACAUUAGUCCUUGAUGUUAUCAUAUUCCGAGCGCGUCCAGAGAUUGAUUAAUGAUGUUUUGUAACUCUGUUUUUUAGACUAAUAAUUUGUUGUGAACAUAAUGGCCUCAUUGAUGGUCAUUCUGCUACUCUGUAAGCUAGGAGGAGAAACUGUCAAAUUUCGAGUUCUGAGGUGGAUGGCUGAUUUAAUUUCUCUAAGAUAAGGCCUCCCUCUUUUGGAAAUGAGAUUUUCAGGUUUGUUUUGUGAAGAUUAGUGGGAACUGGUUUUGUUGA